Bombus huntii is the source of this 3027-nucleotide messenger RNA. Its product is annotated as leucine-rich repeat-containing protein 15-like. The transcript is spliced from 7 exons. Gene Ontology annotation, molecular function: protein binding. The coding region runs from base 572 to 1978 and encodes 468 amino acids. The record is from RefSeq and is a predicted model, not a curated record. NCBI's taxonomy places the organism in Eukaryota, Metazoa, Arthropoda, Insecta, Hymenoptera, Apidae.
AGAGGGUGAAACUUGUGCAUGUACGCAUAAAUAUACACAUAACACGUAUAAAUAUAUUUUUACGCUUGAUGUAUGUACUUAAUCGCAUCGGUUUUUACCCACAGCGAAUACGCUCGUGCGUACUUCGUUAUUGUUACCAUGAAAUCCGCUAACUGGUAAAACGCGUGAAACUCUCCCGUGACGAAAAUCGCUGGUCCUCGUUUGUACGUUUCUUUCCUUUCGAAGAACGAUACACGCACGGCAGCAGGUUUAGAUUCGUAAUGGAAGCGAAGGCGAGUGGCCAUUAGCAGGAGGUCGGGGUGCCGGGGUACCAGCGAUUACGAUAAGUGGUAGAUAGGCGAUCGUGAGGUCGCGUCAGCUUACUUAGAAGCUCCACCAUUGUUUGUCAAUCUCGAGCGUUACGCGAAAAUCUGCAACUAUUAACGGGAACACAAACCGGAAGCCCUUACGAGAAUGACGGAGGGAAGCAAGAGGAGAUCGAAUAGUGGAACGAACGUGCGAGGAGAGUUGGCGCGACGAGUCGAACGAACCGGGUGCCUCGAGAAACAAGAAGCUUUUGCUCCCUACGAGGAUGAUUCCAGUCGUUCGAUUGUUGCUCGUGCUCUCGGCAACUGUUUCUCGGGCAAAUUGUAAGCCGCGACCAGACACUUCUCGCGAUUGCGCGCAUUCAGAGUCCACUCUCGAACGAUCCGCAACUACGGGAAUGGAGUCGGAAAUGGUAACGGGAACGAUUUCGGCGGAUGGUAACGUCGCGAUCACGAUUCUCGAGGAGCUCGAGAAUCGUUUAUCUCGUCUGGAAAGAAGACUCAGGGCGGUUGAGCAACCCGUUUGGCAGAUGAGCUCCGCCGAGGAAGAUUGGGAGAUAUGCGCGGAAGGGCCGUGUAGGUGUCAGCCGGAAACUAAAUCGGUGUCUUGUUGGAGGCAGAAUCUGUUGGAUCUUCCCGCGGCGCAACUAGUUCCUCGGGAUGUAUUGAAAUUGGACCUGGCUGGCAAUCGACUGACGGCGCUUCACAGGGAUACCUUCUUGGACAUGACGCGGUUGAAUCAUCUAGAUAUCAGCGACAACUCGAUCGAGCAUCUUCCUCUAAACUUGUUCUUCUCGCUGCACGCUGUCACGCGCAUCAGGCUGAGCAAAAAUUUUCUCGGCGAGUUGCACCGAUCUCAGUUUCUGAGCACGCGAAAUCUCCGUAUUCUGGACGCGUCGUCCAACAGGCUGCAAACUCUACCGGAAAGUCUCUUCCUAAGUACCACGUCGCUGGUACUGCUCGAUCUGUCCUGCAAUCAACUAUCGAGCUUCGCGUCGGAAACGUUUCGCGGCUUAUCGACGCUGGAGGAGCUCUUAUUAGGAAAAAAUCGUCUGUCAACCCUUCCCGUAGACCUGUUCAAGGAUCUGACGAAUCUGAAGUACCUCGGUUUGGAAGAGAACCGGCUAAAACAAUUACCCGACGAGUUGUUUCGAGCGCAAGCGUCGCUUCAGGAAUUGAACGUAAGGGGCAAUCAACUGACAGAGAUAUCCGCGAGUUUGUUGGCUCCGCUCGAACGUCUGCGCUCCCUCGAGAUGUCUAACAACAAGAUAGCCAGAAUCGAUUCGUUGGCCUUUCAUGGCUUGGUAGCGUUGAAAGAACUUCAACUGGGACACAACCGUAUACGAAACUUAACACCGGGACUAUUCUCAAAUUCUACUGGUUUGGAGAGACUGGUGUUGUAUGCAAAUGGUAUAGAAAGCCUGUCACGUGGCGCGUUUCACGGCUUGUCAAACUUGACUUCUCUGUUUCUGCACUCGAACCACCUGAGCAAUCUGCAUCCCGAUUUGUUCGAGGAUACGCCGAGUCUGCGCAAACUCAAAUAUCAACUUGGAGAACGAUGUUGCCCCGAGCCUGAAGCAACGCGAUCAGAGAAACGUUUGGCUGUUGCUUCUGUUACACAGCGAGUCUGUUUGUUUUUAAUAACGAGUUGUUCAGGCGCAAAUACAUUAUGAAAUUAUUGGUAAAUUGUACGCACCGAAGAAACGUGUUUUUCUAUCGCGACGUGUUAUCAGGUGUUUUCUGCUUUUCUUCGAUAAACAAUUUUUAUGCGAUCGAGAUAGCGAGGUAUUGAGAUUAGAUUUUCAACUUUUCUUCACCCGUUCAUGAAGGAAAAAAAAUUGUUUGCUGCUCCGAGCAGCAGACUUUUGUUAUUAUUAGACUAAUAAUAGAAACGCGAAUAAAUACGGGGAAACAUGGAACACAAACAAAAUAUUUCUCGUCGUUGCUUCAGUGAUAACCUAGUUUAACACUUUGAUUGCCACGUUGGUCAUAUACGAUUUCUCCUGUGACGCCACGGUGGUUAUCGGUGACCGGCGCGCUUCAACUUUUUACAAUUGUAAAAACUCUAUGAAAAUUGCGAGUUAGGACAUUUUGAAUAUAACCGAUAAAUAGAAGAUACUUUGAAACAAAAAGUGCCCUAUUGAACGAUUAAAUAUUUUUAUUAGAACAUCGAUAAAAAGAAAACGAGAACGAAUCUUGCAUCUAACGGUGCACUGUGUUUGCAUCCAUAUGUUUGAGAGCUAAUCUACGAAUAUUAUAAACACAGCGUAGAAGAUAAUCGUAAAAUGCUGCUUUAUAAUCGUAUAAUCGAAGUUAGAAGUGUGCACAUACCUUGCUAUUAUAUACAGAAUGAGCAAAUACCGUCUACUAAUAUCUUCUACACGUUUCAACGAUAUAUUCUGCACGUUUUGCUAACGACGAAACAACGAAUGCGAAUGGUUUGUUGAAACGAACGAAGCCUCGUUACGAUAUGUCGCUAUCAAUUGUUACCAAGACGCCACGGUAGUCACCCGUAACCACCAAUAAGAUAAACGGUCCAUCGGGGAAGAACGUUGUCUUACAUCGUCGAUUUAUUAUUAUUUUGCCAUUAUAUCCUUCGAACAAUAAAAAUACUCCCAUGGCGUGCUCAGAGAAACAUGUGAUUUCGGCGUGGCAGUCAAAGUGUUAACGUCAAUAAGCCACUAAGGAAGACACGGUAUUAUCUACAAGAGCGGUCCCGAAU